AUGAAGACCGUACUUGCUCUGCUGUGUGUGGUAGCUGUCGUUGCCGCUGCGCCCCGCUCGGUGCAGACUAAAUACGGCUUCCCGAGUGGACGCAUCGUUGGAGGCAUCGAUGCGCUUCCGGGAGAAUUCCCCUCGAUCGUCUCGGUUCAACGAGUGAUUCUGAUCCUGUCGGCUCACGUUUGCGGUGGCAGCAUUUUGAACAACUUCUGGGUCAUAACCGCUGCUCAUUGCAUCACCGAGAGUCCGGCAGGAGCCAACUUCGCGAUCUGGGCCGGAACCCAUGAUGUUUCCGCCACGGAAGGGACUCGGCAGACUAUCGCCGUAGCAAGCCACACAGUGCAUCCGGAAUACCUGGGUGGUGUGAACCCGUCCGAUAUUGCUGUAAUGCGGAUGGCUAGUCCGCUCACGUACACCGCCUUUAUCCAACCGAUCACGCUGCCAACCGUGGGCAGCACACCAACUGGUGCUGUAACGCUGGCCGGAUGGGGCUCGACCGGUGGAGCUAUCCCUCUGCCUGCUAACAUUCUUCAGAAGGCCACCAAGCCGUUGAUCACUUAUGCUGAGUGUGAAGCCGCCGCCGGCGCUGACUCGCCCCUCGGGCCGACCAACAUCUGCACUGGCCCGCUGACCGGAGGAGUGUCCGCUUGCUCCGGGGAUUCCGGUGGCCCACUGUACCGCAUCAUCGGUAACGUUCACGAGCAAGUCGGUAUCGUUUCGUGGGGCUGGAUCCCGUGCGGUACCGUCGGCUUCCCUUCGGUCUAUGUCGGUCUCUCACACUACAUUCCGUGGGUUCUCGCCAACACUGACUAA
Molecule: messenger RNA, 810 nt
Organism: Anopheles cruzii
Lineage: Eukaryota; Metazoa; Arthropoda; Insecta; Diptera; Culicidae
Product: trypsin-1-like
Exons: 2
Coding region: 1-810 (269 amino acids)
Biological process (GO): proteolysis
Molecular function (GO): serine-type endopeptidase activity
Source: RefSeq, a predicted model, not a curated record